Messenger RNA from Acyrthosiphon pisum (pea aphid), 502 nucleotides. RefSeq lists its product as uncharacterized. The transcript is spliced from 3 exons. NCBI's taxonomy places the organism in Eukaryota, Metazoa, Arthropoda, Insecta, Hemiptera, Aphididae. The record is from RefSeq and is a predicted model, not a curated record. The coding region runs from base 132 to 458 and encodes 108 amino acids.
AAUCAAAUAUUUAUAAGUAUGAAAUUAAAAAAUAUAUAUAAAAUUACCAAGUCUAUAUUUUGCAAAAAAUAAAAAAAACUAUACACUUACAGAUGUAAACGCUGCUAUUGAUGAUGUGGGUCAAAUAAAUAAUGUUUUUUCUAAAAAAUGGCCAAACAUACGAAAAAAAAGAAAUAGUACUAAUUGACGAUAGUAAUGAAAAGAUAACUCUAACAUUUUUGAAUGAAUUUGCAAAUAAUUUCAAGGGUAAAAUAAAUACCAAAAUAACCUUACAGAAUACUAAAAUUAAUGACUACAAAAAUCAAAGAUAUUUAACUUUAAGCCAAAAAUCAAUAGUUUUUUAUGAUGUAGAUAAAACAACCAACAUAAAAUUUGUAGAAUGGUUUAAUAGAAAUAACAGAUGUUUAAAAGAUAGUGUUGGAAAUGGACAUAAUAUGCCAGGACCUUCUGGAGAAUAAUAAAUAAUAAAUAAUAAAUAAUUUUCAUUAUAAUGAUAAUAAUA